CUUCAGAGCGGGAAGCGGCGAAGCGGCGCGCGAGAGCGAGAGAGACCGAGAGAGAGCGCGAGAGCGAGUACUUUGAAUUAUCGUCUUCAUCCGAUCCGGACGCUUCGUGACUUUACAGAAUGAUGCUGCAGCACUCGGGCCCCUCGCUGGCGGACAUCAGCUGCUCCGCCCUGGUGCCCUGCCUCUCGCCGCCCGGCACGCUCACCCUGGACGACUUCACCAACUUCACGCCCGUGGUGAAGGAGGAGCUGCGGCUGGCCAUCCAGACCAAGCGGCUGUGCAACGGCCAGAGCGCCGACCUGAGCUCCGACGGCGCCAGCUCCAGCUGCGAGCGGCCCGCCUCGGGGUCGGGGGUCAAGCGGGAGCUGACGACUGAGGAACAUGAAAGGAGGAAGAGGAGGAGGGAGAGGAACAAAAUCGCUGCUGCAAAGUGUCGCAACAAGAAGAAGGAGAAGACGGAGUCGCUGCAGAAGGAGUCGGAGAAGCUGGAGAGCGUGAACGCCGACCUGAAGGCUCAGAUCGAGGAGCUGAAGCAGCAGAAGCAGCAGCUGGUCUACAUGCUCAACCUGCACCGGCCCACCUGCAUCGUCCGGGCGCAGAACGGCCAGACGCCCGAGGACGAGCGCAACCUCUUCAUCCAGCACAUCAAGGAGAGCGCCCUGCAGCUGCAGGGCCUCACCGCCGCCGCCGCCGCCACGGCGCCGCCGGACACGGGACUCCUGACGCUGGACCACGUCCACUGUCCCGGUCACCUAUGAGUCCCUCAGACUUGACAUUGGCCCCGCUUUCGCCGUCGAUGUAGCACAGACUGUCUGGAGGGUCGGAGGAGCCGCGGCGCCGACCCCCGACCCCAGAACGACCUCCUCUCUCGCCCCCCAAGCUGCUAGAAAGAAAGAGAGAGAGAGACGUAAGCCGGUGCCUCGCCCGCCGGGGACCGCCGUCACACACGCGUUGUGGUCGAAGGCCCAGAAGACUCAGCUGGUUCAUGUUCAGCUCCGCGGCUUCAGGUGGAAACGCACAUCCCUGCUCGUGUUUCCAUGACAACGGAGCUCGAGAAACGUAGCCUUUUGAAAACAAUUCCAAAGCUGGAAUUUUUCAAAAGCGCUUCGGCUCCGUUGUCAUGCAAACGGGCAAAAACGGGCAAAAACGAAAGUUUUUUGAAAAUUCUUCAAAACCAUCUCUGUAGAAAUUACUUUUUGAAAAAACCAAUUUGAGUCCGUUUCCAUGGAAACAGACAACAUUUCCAAAAUGUUUUCAUGUAGAUGAAAAACUUUUCUGAAGUUGCAAAAAGCGAUGUGUUUUCACUGGAAGCGCGGCGUGAACGGGCCUAAAUCUACCGGUCUCUGGGUUCAGUUUCUGUAUUUGAACCAAAGCGAUUUCCAGGUGAUCGAGGCACGUAUUGAUUCACACCUCCACCCACUGGAAGGACAUGGACGCUGCGCUUUACCCUCGAGGGGGUGACGAACGGUUGACUCUAAAGAGACGUUUGUGCUCGCGUCCACAACAAAGCCUAUUUAUUACACGACUACUGUACGAUAGCUGUACCCGCCCUGUCUGCUCGCUCACUAUACAACGAGAAACUACUCAAUCUGCUGCUGCUACUAACAACUCAGGACGUUACACAGGCUGGAGGUUUCACUGGGGUUGGCUUAAUUUCUCGAGUACAGGUCGGGUCGUUGCGUUUGGUAAGGCGAGCUGCAGACAGGGCUCGCCGCUCUGCACUCAGUGGGGAAAAGCCUCAUUAAAAGUUCAACCUAUGCCGAUGAUAUGUUCUUCUUUUUGUUUGUUUGUUUUUUUUAUUGACAAAUCUAAAAUUUGCUGGAAGCAAAGAUGUCCCCAGAAAAUGUAUUGUUUCACAUGCACACUUUAUUUAUCACUGCGUUCCCUCUUAAAGUCAGCGGAUCGAGUGUUUUUGUGGAUUUUUUUUUUAAAAAGACAUCCUCUGUGACGAUGAAGCUACGUGAGUGUGAUUUUCCAGACGUGUUGUUUUCUACCUAAAAAUCGUGUAUAUUAUCGCAUUAACUCGUGCUGCUGUAUGUAAACACCAGAUGCCUCCUUUGGUUUGAUGGAGCAAAACUAAACAAAACAUGUAUUUUUUAAAAAAAUGUAUUUAUUGCUAACGUGGUUUGAAUGUUGUCGUCACUGGAUAUCUUUAGCUAGAUAUCGGAAACGCCGCUUGCUGAUCAUCCGAAGUUUACCCAGGUUUAUUGAGGGGUCGGAGCCUCAGGGUGAAAAACACCUUUGAAUCGACUUGUUCUGACUGAUCUGCUAUCCAGGCGUAGCGCCACUGCCAAAUAUCCUCUUUCUCUGAAUAAAUGGAACAGGUCUGGUAACGAUGCAUUCGAUACGGAGACGCCUGAACCGGAGCGUUAGCAUUAGCUCCAGAUGUGGACUGAAAGGGGAGGUUUGAACUCUGAGAGUCGCACGGCUGGAAGGACGCGGGCGUCUGCGUGUGAUCGCAGUGUGUGUGUGUUUUUUUGUUUUGUGGUAGCACAGAGUUUGAUUCUGUGUUCUCCACUGUGCCUAUUUCUAUGACUACUGGAGUUUUUUUUUUUGUUGUUUGUCUUUAGCUGUAGCUGCACUGCGUAAUAAACUGUUGGAUGUCAGGUACGACUGCACUGCUUUACUCUGUGCUUCCAUCUCUGUGGUCUGUAAAAGUUUUGUUUUUGAUACUUUGGUAAUUAAAAAGCUGUA
Messenger RNA from Salarias fasciatus (jewelled blenny), 2694 nucleotides. RefSeq names its product activating transcription factor 3 (gene atf3). Lineage: Eukaryota; Metazoa; Chordata; Actinopteri; Blenniiformes; Blenniidae. The transcript is spliced from 4 exons. Gene Ontology annotation, molecular function: RNA polymerase II cis-regulatory region sequence-specific DNA binding; DNA-binding transcription factor activity, RNA polymerase II-specific. Gene Ontology annotation, biological process: regulation of transcription by RNA polymerase II. The record is from RefSeq and is a predicted model, not a curated record. The coding region runs from base 120 to 758 and encodes 212 amino acids. Gene Ontology annotation, cellular component: nucleus.